AUGAAGAGAAAAUAGAAUACUUAAUAAUGCUUUUCCGCAACCGCUUCUUGCUGCUGCUGGCCCUGGCUGCGCUGCUGGCCUUUGUGAGCCUCAGCCUGCAGUUCUGACCACAUCCUGUUUCUCUCCGUAUCCCAGGAACCAGCACUGCCUAGCACGUAGUAAUAUUUUGUAAAUGUCUGCUGAAUGCAUGAAUCCAUGCCUGCUCUAAAAAGCAGAUGGAACCUUAUUUUCUUUCCUUCUGUUGCUGUGUAUUUGAAGCUGAGAAAACAUCUGUGUGAUGCCAGGAAUUGUGUUGUUGCUGUCACCUGCCUUCUCUCCAUUUAACCACCUCACCCUGAUGGGUGGGAGACAAGCAGUUGGCACCCACACCACCCAGGACAGCUGUGUGAGGAGGGGCAUUUCUGUUGCAGUUUGAAUGAUGGAAAGAAGGGCAGGUGGCUCGAAUUGGAAAAGAGGUCAAAAGAAGGUGGGCAUCAGAAGUUUAAAAAUAUUCCAGAUGGCAAAUGAAUUGUAAAAUAUGAAUCCUUUCCAAAAAGUGUGGUAAGAUUUUCAGUAGUUUGUUUAUAAAUUUUCAUUAAAAAUUUUCCAUCCUUUGGUUGGAGAGGUAGGAUGUUACAAUCAACCCUGAUUUUAUUUUGAGAGGCUGACAGGUUCUGAGACAUGAAUGUGUGUUACUUGUGUUUGUGGCAUUUCUCUUGCAUGAGCUGGUUUCCACGUCACUGAAUUGGCCUGUGUGUUUUGCUUAUAUAACUCUUCUGAAAGUACCUUCUGUUUUAGGAAAGCCAAUUUUCAGCCAUACUUUUUUAAGGAAAAUUUUGCAGGGUAAAUUAGCCUGUCUGGGUCUGAGCUCUUUAUUCUUCGAUACGUUGGAGAUCGGAAAGAUAUUAAGAUAUGGACGUUCUUACUGCUCUUCUUUUAGUCCACCUGAUCCCGGUGUCGACACCUAAGAAUGGAAUGAGUAGCAAGAGUCGAAAGAGAAUCAUGCCCGACCCUGUGACGGAGCCCCCUGUGACAGACCCCGUUUAUGAAGCUCUUUUGUACUGCAACAUCCCCAGCGUGGCCGAGCGCAGCAUGGAAGGUCAUGCCCCGCAUCAUUUUAAGCUGGUCUCAGUGCAUGUGUUCAUUCGCCACGGAGACAGGUACCCACUGUAUGUCAUUCCCAAAACAAAGCGACCAGAAAUUGACUGCACUCUGGUGGCUAACAGGAAACCGUAUCACCCAAAACUGGAAGCUUUCGUUAGUCACAUGUCAAAAGGAUCCGGAGCCUCUUUCGAAAGCCCCUUGAACUCCUUGCCUCUUUACCCAAAUCACCCACUGUGUGAGAUGGGAGAGCUCACACAGACAGGAGUCGUGCAGCAUUUGCAGAACGGUCAGCUGCUGAGGGAUAUCUAUCUAAAGAAACACAAACUCCUGCCCAAUGAUUGGUCUGCAGACCAGCUCUAUUUAGAGACCACUGGGAAAAGCCGGACCCUACAAAGUGGGCUGGCCUUGCUUUAUGGCUUUCUCCCAGAUUUUGACUGGAAGAAGAUUUAUUUCAGGCACCAGCCAAGUGCGCUGUUCUGCUCUGGAAGCUGCUAUUGCCCGGUAAGAAACCAGUAUCUGGAAAAGGAGCAGCGUCGUCAGUACCUCCUACGUUUGAAAAACAGCCAGCUGGAGAAGACCUACGGGGAGAUGGCCAAGAUCGUGGAUGUCCCCACCAAGCAGCUUAGAGCUGCCAACCCCAUAGACUCCAUGCUCUGCCACUUCUGCCAUAAUGUCAGCUUUCCCUGUACCAGAAAUGGCUGUGUUGACAUGGAGCACUUCAAGGUAAUUAAGACCCAUCAGAUCGAGGAUGAAAGGGAAAGACGGGAGAAGAAAUUGUACCUCGGGUAUUCUCUCCUGGGUGCCCACCCCAUCCUGAACCAAACCAUCGGCCGGAUGCAGCGUGCCACCGAGGGCAGGAAAGAAGAGCUCUUUGCCCUCUACUCUGCUCAUGAUGUCACUCUGUCACCAGUUCUCAGUGCCUUGGGCCUUUCAGAAGCCAGGUUCCCAAGGUUUGCAGCCAGGUUGAUCUUUGAGCUUUGGCAAGACAGAGAAAAGCCCAGUGAACAUUCCGUCCGGAUUCUUUACAAUGGCGUCGAUGUCACAUUCCACACCUCUUUCUGCCAAGACCACCACAAGCGUUCUCCCAAGCCCAUGUGCCCGCUUGAAAACUUGGUCCGCUUUGUCAAAAGGGACAUGUUUGUAGCCCUGGGUGGCAGUGGUACAAAUUAUUACGAUGCAUGUCACAGGGAAGGAUUCUAAAAGGUAUGCAGUACAGCAGUAUAGAAUCCAUGCCAAUACAGAGCAUAGGGAAAGGUCCACUUCUAGUUUUGUCUGUUACUAAGGGUAGAAGAUUAUUGCAUUUUAAAGGCUAAAUAUUGUUUGUGGGAACCACAGAUGGUUGGGGUUGAACAGUAAGCACAUUGCUGCAAUGUGGUACGUGAAUUGCUUGGUACAAAAUGGCCAGUUCACAGAGGAAUAGAAGGUACUUUAUCAUAGCCAGACUUCGCUUAGAAUGCCAGAAUAAUAUAGUUCAAGACCUGAAGUUGCCAAUCCAAGUUUGCACUCUUCUGGCCUGCCCCAUGUUACUAUGUGAUGGAACCAGCAUGCCUCAACCAAAAUUUUUUUAAUCUUAGACAUUUUUACCUUGUCCUUGGUAAGAAUUUCUUGAAGUGAUUUAUCUAAAAUAAAGGUUGGCAAACUUUUUCUGUAAAGGGCCAGAUUGUAAAUAUUUCAGACUGUGUGGACCAAAAGGCCACAUACAGUCUCUGUCAUAACUACUCAACUCUGUUUCGGAAGCAGGAAAGCAACCACAGACAGUACGUAAAGGAAUAUGUGUAGCUGGGUUCCCAGGCCGGACAAAACAGAUGGUGACCAGAUUUGGCCCCUGGGCUGUAGUUUGCUGACCCCUCAUCUAAAAAAUAGGCUAUACUACAAUUGCACUUCCAGCACUUUGAGAACGAGUUGAAUACCAAGAAUUAUUCAAUGGUUCCUCCAGUAACUUCUGCUAGAAACACAGAAUUUGGUCUGUAUCUGACACUAGAACAAAACUUGAGGGUAAAUAAACAUUGAAUUAGAAUGAAUCAUAGAAAACUGAUUAGAAGAAUACUUGAUGUUUAUGAUGAUUGUGGUACAAGAUAGUUUUAAGUAUGUUCUAAAUAUUUGUCUGCUGUAGUCUAUUUGCUGUAUAUGCUGAAAUUUUUGUAUGCCAUUUAGUAUUUUUAUAGUUUAGGAAAAUAUUUUCUAAGACCAGUUUUAGAUGACUCUUAUUCCUGUAGUAAUAUUCAAUUUACUGUACCUGCUUGGUGGUUAGAAGGAGGCUAGAAGAUGAAUUCAGGCACUUUCUUCCAAUAAAACUAAUUAUGGCUCAUUCCCUUUGACAAGCCGUAGAACUGGAUUCAUUUUUAAACCAUUUUCAUCAGUUUCAAAUGGUAAAUUCUGAUUGAUUUUUAAAUGCGUUUUUGGAAGAACUUUGCUAUUAGAUAGUUUACAGAUCUUUAUAAGGUGUUUUAUAUAUUAGAAGCAAUUAUAAUUACAUCUGUGAUUUCUGAACUAAUGGUGCUAAUUCAGAGAAAUGGAAAAUGCAAGUGAGAUUCUCUGUUGUCAUCGGCAUUCCAACUUUUUCUCUUUGUUUUUGUCCAGUGUUGGAUUUGAAUAUGUCUGUUUCUAUAAAUAAAUUUUUGAAGAAUACCUA
Messenger RNA from Gorilla gorilla gorilla (western lowland gorilla), 3715 nucleotides. RefSeq names its product 2-phosphoxylose phosphatase 1 (gene PXYLP1). Gene Ontology annotation, biological process: chondroitin sulfate proteoglycan biosynthetic process; glycosaminoglycan biosynthetic process; dephosphorylation. The record is from RefSeq and is a predicted model, not a curated record. NCBI's taxonomy places the organism in Eukaryota, Metazoa, Chordata, Mammalia, Primates, Hominidae. Gene Ontology annotation, cellular component: Golgi apparatus. Gene Ontology annotation, molecular function: phosphatase activity. Bases 892 to 2283 code for a protein of 463 amino acids. The transcript is spliced from 7 exons.